GAGUGGCACAGACCGACCAGUCUCCUCGGCCCGCUUCCCAGCGAAACUCACUGCACACUCCCCCACUCCCCCAGCAGGCCAGCAGCAAUUCACGGGUGGCGAGGCCGAGCGCUAGCCACCUGCCCUCCCCGGCAUUCUUGCCGUAUUCGCGGAUCGGCCCUCGCCGUAGGUGGCCAGGGGGGCUUUCUGCGAGAGGAAAGGGCGUUCUUGCAAUUUGGAGAGAAAGGGAGGUGGUUAGAGGAAAAGAAGUGGGGUUGUUGUCUUGCUGAGCUGAGCGGUGGAAGCAGCGGUGUAGGGGAAGCGAAUGGCGACGGCGUGGGGUGGCACCGCGUGGGUGCUAGCUGCAGCGGUGGUGUGCGUGCUGUGGGCGGCCGCGGCGGAGGCCAGGUCGCCGGCUGCGAGGGCGCACCGGCACCUGAGGCGGCUCAACAAGCCGGCCGUCAAGAGCAUCGAGAGCCCAGAUGGAGACAUCAUCGAUUGCGUGCAUAUUUCCCACCAACCAGCCUUUGAUCAUCCUCUCCUUAAGAAUCACACAAUACAAUUUAGGCCAGCCUACCACCCGGAAGGUCUAUAUGAUGAUGCCAAGAGCAGCAUAGGCUCCAACAAUGCCAGCGAGAAGCCGAUGCUCCAGCUGUGGCAUCAAAAUGGUAGGUGUCCAGAGGGGACGGUACCGAUCAGGAGAACAAAGAAGGAUGACCUGCUCCGAGCGAGCUCCAUGCGGGAAUAUGGCAGGAAACGGCAUACUGCUCCGAACCCAUUGUCUGUUGAUCCCAACAUGCUCAGCGAGGGCGGUCACCAACAUGCCAUAGCGUACGUCGAGGGUGAUAAAUACUACGGCGCGAAGGCCACCAUAAAUGUGUGGGAGCCCAAGAUUCAGCAGGCUAACGAGUUUAGCUUGUCCCAGCUCUGGAUCUUGGGGGGAUCAUUUGGGGAAGAUCUUAACAGCAUCGAGGCUGGUUGGCAGGUUAGCCCGGACCUCUACGGGGACAACAACACGAGGUUGUUCACAUACUGGACUAGUGAUGCGUACCAAGCAACAGGGUGCUACAACAUCUUGUGCUCGGGUUUCAUUCAGAUCAACAGUGAGAUCGCCAUGGGGGCGAGCAUCUUCCCCAUCUCGAACUACGCUGGCUCCCAGUAUGAUAUCAGCAUACUGAUAUGGAAGGACCCAAAGGAAGGCAACUGGUGGAUGCAGUUUGGCAAGGAGUAUGUCCUCGGCUACUGGCCGUCCUUCCUCUUCUCCUACCUCGCCGACAGCGCGUCGAUGAUCGAGUGGGGUGGGGAGGUGGUGAACUCAGAGCCGGACGGCACGCACACUUCGACGCAGAUGGGCAGCGGGCGCUUCCCCGAGGAAGGGUAUGGGAAGGCGAGCUACUUCAAGAACAUCCAGGUGGUGGACAGCACUAACCAGCUCAGUGCCCCAAAGGGGGUGGGCACCUUCACCGAGCAGUCGAACUGCUACGACGUGCAGAACGGCAACAAUGGCGACUGGGGCACCUACUUCUACUACGGCGGCCCCGGCAAGAACUCAAACUGCCCAUGACUUGUGAGAUGCUGUCGCCGUAAUCCAUGAGCAAAUGUAACCAAGCAUUCAAGUGUGCAAUACAGCAUCGAUAUGCAUCGCUUUAUACAAUCCUAGGCAGUGUGCAUGUGCCCUAGCGCUUUUUCCCCCCUUUUCUUGUUCAUCUCUCUCUCUCUCUCUCUCUCUCUCUCUCUCUCUCUCUCUCUCUCUCUCUUCCGUGUGCCAUGUAAAAUUUCUGAAGAGAAAAGCAUGGCUUGAGGUGGUGGUGCUGGGCUGGUGAUCCCCUCUGGAUGUGGCAAGUCAGACGGCAGGUGAUGAUGCUAUUGCUUAUUGGUUGAUGUUAUUGAGGCUAUUGUAUUCAGUAUUCUACAUCAUUCUCCUGCAAGCAAGCUAAAGAAGUAGCAGCUGAAUGACCGAUGAGACAGACGGCAUCAGACUUGAUGCUAUCUUCAUACCUCAAUCCUCCAUGGAAGCUGGAUUAUACGCUUGGGUAGAAGCAUUUCUCGAUCAUGAUACGCAUCUGGUGUAGUAACAUUUUCUGUUGCACCUAUGGUCCGUCCAACGCCCAACAGAUAUGUAAAAUA
Phragmites australis (common reed) is the source of this 2106-nucleotide messenger RNA. Its product is annotated as protein neprosin-like. Bases 305 to 1543 code for a protein of 412 amino acids. The transcript is spliced from 7 exons. The record is from RefSeq and is a predicted model, not a curated record. NCBI's taxonomy places the organism in Eukaryota, Viridiplantae, Streptophyta, Magnoliopsida, Poales, Poaceae.